AUGGAAAGGCCAGGGGCCCAGCCUACAGGCCUGGAGGAUAGGCUACGCGGUCUUAUACUCUCCAACAAUGGAAACGACAUUGGUUCCUUGCCCUCUCCCUCACCCUCACCGGCGAAGAACCCCGUCGACAUUCCAAGUGGGGUAGCACGGGACUCAGUCCUGGAUUCCGACAUUCAGCCUUUGCCCGGCCCGCCCGACGUCGCGGCUGCCAAGCAGCCCAAGACUGGACGGAAGCGUUUAAAUCAGGCCCAAAGGCGGGAACUUUCUGCUCAACUGUCUAUCCCCAUCGAUCCACGCCCUUUGACAUCCAGUAAUAACUGGGGAUCACCUCCGGGUUCCGGUGCCCAUCGGUACAAUGCCCAUCCACACCAAUACUCCCACAGAUCCCAGUCGGCUACACUAAACCAGUUCGAUUCCAACUUUCAUGGGUCCCCACCCAGUCAUCGAUAUAUGAAUCACCGCCAGAACCUACCGAGCAAUGGACCUCCUGGAUUUGAGGACCAGUGGCGACCUCAGCAUGGUGGGAACCCUGACGCAAUGCUAAGGAAUCGACACCAGCAGUAUCCGAGACCUCAAUUUGAGUCUAGCUCAGGCCACAGAGGUUCACAUACAGGGGGAGGUCAGGGACGGUAUCCCCCCUUGACACAAGAGACUCUGGACAACCAGGCGGCACUUUUGAACGGGCUGUGCGAAACCAUUAUCAAGGAUGCCGAGAUUUCAUUUGAAGAGAUCGCAAGAAACGAGCAGUUUCGCCUCAGGAUUGAGUACAUCUGUCGCAAAACCAUCGCACAACACGAGCUGCAGUAUGAACCAAACUUCAUUCCCGAGACGGUGCAGCUAAGGUGCUUUGGCAGCCUUUCCUCUGGGUUUGCUACCAAGGCGUCAGACAUGGAUCUAGGUCUUCUAUCACCGCUCUCUUUUCCUCAGCCUGAUGACGGCAACUCACCUGUACCACGACUUUUGGAAAAGGCAUUUCUUGAAGCUGGACUGGGAGCCAGAUUACUCACACGCACAAGGGUGCCCAUAAUAAAGCUUUGCGAGAAGCCUUCGGAGCAGCUUUACAAGGCCCUUUGCCAGGCAAGAGUAAAAUGGGAGAGGGGAGAACCAGAAGACCACGGUGCUAGCGGCGAUGAAGCUGCCGAUGAUGAAGACGAAGAUACAAGUCCUGCAGUAACCGAACCGCAGGAGACUGCCACUCUGUUAUCACCCGCAUCCGAUGUUGCUCUGAGCAACCCAGACCUGUCAUUGGUUCCGGGAUCUGGGCCAUAUGAGGAUGAACUUGCCAAGUUGAGACAGAUUGGCACCACAAGCCUCGGCAAUUACUUCAACUCGGCAAAGAAGCUCCUUAGAAAGUUUGGCAAACGCGACAUAAACAGUACUAACGCUAGCGAGCUUUCGGAGGAUGACCUUCAAGUUGUAACAGACGUCGCAUACGCCUUUGUCUAUGGUUUGGCCGACGAGGAGCUCAAAACCCGCCUCAUGAGCAGAUAUUCUGUCUUCGCCGGCACUGAGUCACGACAUACCCACUACCGCUGUCUGUCAGGAAUGAUGGCCCAGAUAGAAGGCGAGCUUUUGGCAAUGGCGUGGGACAAACGAUCACUCCCGGAGAAAGACCUGCGCUCAGAGAGUGAAGCCAACAACAAGGUCAAGUAUUGGGGAGUACUGCAGGAUCAGAGGUCAUUUGGAACUGACCCGCUGGGCUUUAGUAAGGAACUCAAGCUUAUGCGGAGCAUGCUCCAAAAUAUCCCUUCGCUCCAAAUCCAGACCUUAAAGCAGUUGCAGAGCGAGUCGGCCGUCGAAUAUCAUCAGCGAACGGUCAAGCUUUGCAUGGAGCUCGGCAUUUACGACGCAGCAAACCCUGACAAUCCUCGCCUACCGAUUGCCAUUCGCCAAUAUGCACUGGGCAUCUGGGAUCACAAGAUCCGCGACCAAGUGCUUACUUGUAUCGACAGCAUGGGCGUCAUCAGCUUGAAGGCUGUUGCACGACUACACAAGAGCCUCCAAUUGGCAGCCGACUUUGAGAAGGCUCUUUCCAAGGGCUUCUACCCAAACGACAUUGAACUUGUAAAAACGUACAUUGGUAUGCUCCGGAGGCCAUUGCAGCGUUCAAACCCUCCGCAUCACUACUACGACUAUGUGGUGCCCCUGACCCCUCAAGAUAUGGCCACUGUACAGGCAGUCAAAACCCUUUCAGACCCCUCGGUCGCCGUUCGCAAGGCCCCGCGCGAUCCUUUCGGCAAUGGGCUAGAGUUUCCGAAGUCUGGUGUUGGUGUUCAGUGCGACAUCAACUUCUCGGCGCACCUCGCCCUGCAGAACACACUGCUUCUUCGAUGCUACUCAUAUGUAGACCCCCGAGUACGUCCCAUGGUACUCUUUGUCAAGCAUUGGGCAAAAGCCCGUGGGAUCAACACUCCGUACAGGGGAACUCUGAGCAGCUACGGCUACGUUCUCAUGGUACUGCACUACCUAGUGAAUGUUGCACGACCUUUUGUCUGCCCUAAUCUGCAGCAACUGGCAAGGCCACCGAACCCGCACAUGACUCCAGCAGAGAUGGAGGCAACUCAGUUUUGCAAGGGUAAAGACGUGCGGUUUUGGAGAGAUGAAGAGGAGAUAAAGGGCCUAGCGAGUCAAAAUCUACUCACGCAAAAUCGGGACUCGGUUGGACACUUGCUGCGCGGCUUCUUCGAGUACUACGCGCAUCCAGGUGCCCUGAGUAUAGGGCAAGGUCAUGGAUUUGAAUGGGGGCGUGAGGUCCUGAGCCUACGAACGCUGGGCGGAAUCUUGACAAAGCAAGAAAAGGGUUGGACUGGCGCCAAGACGGUCAUUGUGCGACAGCCAAGUACACCCGCCAGUGCUUCCGAGACACUUUUUGAGCCUCCAGGCCAACUUGCUACCUCACCGCGCUCUACCGUUGCGCCUCGACAGGCCGCCAGCACGGAAACGAAGGAGGUUCGCAAUCGCUACCUCUUUGCAAUCGAGGACCCGUUCGAGAUUGACCACAACGUUGCGCGAACAGUGACGCACAACGGAAUCGUCGCCAUCCGUGACGAGUUUAGACGGGCGUGGCGCAUCAUCCGGGGCGUUAGCAAGGCGACCUCUCCCAGCGAGAAUUUGUUACAAUAUAUCGAAACGGAUCGUGAUAACGAGGUCACUAGCCACUUGAGCGAACUUGUUGAUGAGAUUCACGGCGUUGGGCGCAAGGGCAUUUCCUGA
This is a messenger RNA of Pyricularia grisea, 3213 nucleotides long. RefSeq lists its product as uncharacterized. Lineage: Eukaryota; Fungi; Ascomycota; Sordariomycetes; Magnaporthales; Pyriculariaceae. Gene Ontology annotation, molecular function: RNA uridylyltransferase activity. The transcript has a single exon. The coding region runs from base 1 to 3213 and encodes 1070 amino acids. Gene Ontology annotation, biological process: RNA 3'-end processing. The record is from RefSeq and is a predicted model, not a curated record.